Molecule: messenger RNA, 569 nt
Organism: Marchantia polymorpha subsp. ruderalis
Lineage: Eukaryota; Viridiplantae; Streptophyta; Marchantiopsida; Marchantiales; Marchantiaceae
Source: the annotation of a GenBank genome assembly
GCACAGGGGAACAGUGUUGUGAUCGGACGCCACCAUGAAAAAUAUUUGAUCAAGUACAAACUUGAACGUAUGUUAAAGAGAAACGAGAGCGUAUGAUAUAAUAAACAAAAGAGAAGAAGAGAGGUCCUUAAUCGAAGCGAUGGCAACGAUUUUCAACGGCUGGAAGGUAUAUUCAGCGUAGCCUGAGAUAACAGUGAAGAGAAUGAGAGACGUACUGGGUACAAGUAGUGAAAUUUCAUGAUUUGAAAAAACCGUUUUGCUUCAAUGGCCAGUAUUUGCAGAAUUUGUCGCCAAAUGCAGAAUUUGUCGCCAAGAUGCCUUCAUGGUCAGAUGAUAUAUCGACAGUGUUGAACAUGGCUUGGAUACUUCAAGAUAGCUUGAGAUGGAUGGCGAUCAUCACUCGAGAUCAAAGUCAGCUGUGUUUGGAAGGUAUUUCAUUGCAUGCUCAUAGAAGCAAGUCGGCACGAGCGACAAGUUCGGCUGAAGAUACUGGAGCGCUUACGACUCCGCAUCCAGACAGUCCACUUGUCGUGGACUCUUCCUUCAGUACCUUCAGAUCUUCGGACUGA